CAGAAGGUUUGGCUCUAUUACGUAGUUCCGUACAUGUGACGAGGUGUCAUGGAAGCCCGCACGGAGAUAUCCUGAACUGUAGAUGCACCCAGAUAAAUUUCUUAUUUAGUCUUCGUGCUCUUUAGAUAUGAAGUGUAUUCUUCGGCUAGGGUGCUCGUUUACCCGCCUUCAUGUCCGCUCGUGUCAUCAGAGUGUUUACAGCAGCCAUAUAAAUCCACGAGGGGUGGGAGUGGACCUUAGGGAAAAGAGACUUGAGAUCUCUUCGGGGAGGUUUGCCAGAUUUGCUGAUGGAUCUGCUGUAGUACAGCUAGGGGAUACGUCUGUGAUGGUGACUGCUGUGAGCAAAACCAAACCUUCUCCAUCUCAGUUCAUGCCUCUUGUGGUGGACUACAGACAGAAAGCUGCUGCUGCAGGUCGAAUCCCCACCAACUACUUGAGGCGAGAGCUGGGCACCACUGACAAUGAGAUCCUCACUAGCAGACUCAUAGACAGGUCGAUUCGACCGCUUUUCCCUCCUGGCUACUUUUAUGACACUCAGAUCCUGUGUAACCUGCUAGCAGUUGAUGGUGUCAAUGAUCCAGAUGUGCUGGCUAUUAAUGCAGCUUCUGCGGCUCUGGCCCUGUCUGACAUUCCCUGGAACGGACCCAUAGGUGCCGUGCGUGUGGGCAUGGUAGAUGGAGAGCUGGUGAUCAAUCCCACCAGGGUAGAGAUGACUUCCAGCAGCCUGAUUGUGGCUGGAGCUCCCAGCAGUCAAGUGGUGAUGAUUGAGGCGUCAGCUGAGAACAUGCUGCAGCAGGACUUCUGUCAUGCAGUGAAGGUGGGAGUCAAACACACCCAACAGAUCAUACAGGCCAUCCAGCAGCUGGUACGGGAGCAGAAGGUCACCAAGCGCACGCCAGUCAAGGUGUUCUCAGCCCCGACUGACGUGGUGGAACAUGUUCGGCAAUUAGCUUCUGAGAGGAUCUAUUCUGUUUUCACUGAGUAUUCUCACGAUAAGAUUUCAAGAGAUGAAGCGAUCAACAAAAUUCGACUAGAGACAGAAGAGGACCUUAAAGAAAAAUUCCCUCAGGCUGAGCCCUUUGAAUUAAUUGAAUCCUUCAACACUGUGAGCAAAGACAUCUUCCGCAACUUAGUGCUUAAUGAGUACAGGAGGUGUGAUGGGAGGGAGCUGGAUGCUUUAAGGAAGAUUUCUUGUGAGGUAGACCUCUUUAAGCCACUCCAUGGCUCAGCUCUGUUUCAGAGAGGACAGACACAGGUGCUGUGCAGUGUCACAUUUGACUCACUGGAAUCCAGUAUCAAAACAGAUAUUAUCACCACUGCUUUGAGUGGCAUUAAAGAUAAAAACUUCAUGCUUCAUUACGAAUUCCCUCCGUACGCAACUAAUGAGACUGGAAAGAUGGGAGGCCUCAACAGGAGGGAGCUGGGUCAUGGGGCCCUGGCUGAGAAGGCGCUGAGACCAGUCAUUCCUAAAGACUUCCCUUUAACUAUCAGGGUCACUGCUGAGGUCCUGGAGUCCAACGGAUCCUCCUCAAUGGCUUCAGCAUGUGGAGGAAGCCUUGCUCUAAUGGACGCAGGUGUGCCCAUCUCUUCUGCUGUGGCAGGUGUAGCAGUUGGCCUCAUUUCUAAGUCCAACCCAGAGAAACCUGCUGAGAUUCAAGACUACAGAUUACUAACUGAUAUCCUGGGAAUAGAGGAUUAUCUUGGAGACAUGGACUUCAAAUUGGCAGGAACAAACAAGGGCAUCACUGCUUUACAGGCUGAUGUGAAGAUACCAGGUUUGCCUCUGAAGGUUGUAAUGGAGGCUAUCCAACAGGCCACAGUGGCAAAGAGGGAAAUCUUGGGCAUCAUGAACAAAUGUAUAGCAAAACCCAGAGAGGCUAGGAAAGAGAAUGGACCUGUUGUUGAAAAUGUCCGGGUGCCCGUCUCUAAACGAGCUCGCUUUGUUGGUCCAGGGGGCUAUAACCUUCGCAGGCUACAAGCUGAAACAGGCGUGACAAUAAGUCAGGUGGAUGAGGAGACUUUCUCUGUGUUUGCUCCGACACCAGGAGCCAUGAAUGAAGCACAAGACUUCAUCACUGAGAUCUGCAAAGAUGAUCAAGAACAGCAACUGGAGUUUGGUGCUGUCUACACAGCCACCAUCACUGAAAUAAGGGACAUUGGUGUGAUGGUGAAACUUUAUCCCAACAUGAGCGCUGUCCUGCUGCACAACUCACAGCUGGACCAUAAACGGAUCAAACAUCCAAGUGCUUUGGGUUUAGAGGUGGGACAGCAGAUACAGGUCAAGUACUUUGGAAGAGACCCAACAGACGGCAGGAUGAGACUUUCACGGAAAGUGCUCCAAUCCCCUGCUGCAACAGCCGUCAAAACACUAAGUGAGAAACAGAGCAUCUCCAUGGCUUCAAACAGCAGCCACGCGACUGGCACUGAUUUGUGACUCACCAAUACAACAGGAUAUCUUUGGGCUUUUCCACCAAACUGAAUUUAAACUGAGCAGAUUUUGCCAGUGAGCAGUCCUGUUCAGGGACAUUGUAGCUUUGAACAUGACUGAACUGCACUUGAACUACAGCUCUUCAAAUACGGUGUUCUGCUGACGUUGUGCGUCUGUGGAUGUGCACAGCCUCAAAACACUUCAGUAACUGUGUGCAAGACACAGAAUUUCAUAAGUUAUAAAUGUGUUGUAUUCUUAUGUAUGCCCUGUUAAAAUGUCUCGUAUUCAGAUUUGUCACCUCAGCUAGAUUUUCUUUCAGUUUCUCUGUACCACAGCAAACAUAAUUAGAGAAAUAUGCAAUAAAGUAUGACAAUAGAUGUUUAGGAAUCAAUAAUAAUAAUGAUAAUAAAGGAUUCAGACCCUUAAUGCAGUAAUUUAUAGAAGUCCCUUUGGCAGAAAUUAUAGCUUCACGUUUUCUUGGGGCAGUUUAUCCCAGUCUUCUUGUCAGAGCAGAUGGGAAGCCUUUAUGAAGUGCUGUCUUGAGGUCUCUCCACGGACAUUCUGUGGGUUUUAAAUCUGGCUGGGCCACUCAAGGAGAUCCAGUCAGACAAUGGGUACAUUCCAAGUCUCUUGAUUAUUCCUACGCCCUCGGUCCUUCGCUGUGUGCUUAUGUUAAUGUCAUACUGAGAGAUGAACUGAUAUGCACACUGGACUGAGUUUUCUUCAAGGACCUCUUUUGAUACACUGGUUAAAAAAAAUAAAUAAAUAAAAUCUAAAAGCAUUUUUUAAUUUUGUCAUUAUGGAU
This is a messenger RNA of Monopterus albus (swamp eel), 3233 nucleotides long. RefSeq names its product polyribonucleotide nucleotidyltransferase 1, mitochondrial. Bases 128 to 2434 code for a protein of 768 amino acids. Gene Ontology annotation, biological process: mitochondrial mRNA catabolic process; mitochondrial RNA 3'-end processing. The record is from RefSeq and is a predicted model, not a curated record. Gene Ontology annotation, molecular function: RNA binding; 3'-5'-RNA exonuclease activity; polyribonucleotide nucleotidyltransferase activity. NCBI's taxonomy places the organism in Eukaryota, Metazoa, Chordata, Actinopteri, Synbranchiformes, Synbranchidae. Gene Ontology annotation, cellular component: mitochondrion; cytosol. The transcript has 28 exons.